Molecule: messenger RNA, 2297 nt
Organism: Athene cunicularia (burrowing owl)
Lineage: Eukaryota; Metazoa; Chordata; Aves; Strigiformes; Strigidae
Gene: PAK1
Product: p21 (RAC1) activated kinase 1
Exons: 15
Coding region: 264-1898 (544 amino acids)
Biological process (GO): intracellular signal transduction; regulation of actin cytoskeleton organization; protein phosphorylation
Cellular component (GO): cytoplasm
Molecular function (GO): protein serine/threonine kinase activity; ATP binding
Source: RefSeq, a predicted model, not a curated record
CAGUGUCCCAGCACUGAUGUUAUGCCGCCUGCUGAAGCAGUUGCCUGGUGCUCUGGAUUUGAGCAGGGCCUAUACAAGGGGUGUUGUUGAAAGCCUACUUACGUGUCAAUUGGCAGGAGAUUAUUUUAGGAGGAAGAGAAUUUGCACAGUCAACAAGGCAAGGGGUGAGAGCGCUGCCUCUGUAACCACUCGGUAUGGCUCUGUGCUCCGGGAGUUCAGUUCUGCUGUAAAGCCCCGAAGAGUAACGGCCUCCCCAGCUGAAGAUGUCUAACAAUGGAGUUGAAACAGAAGACAAACCGCCUGCUCCUCCAAUGAGAAAUACCAGCACUAUGAUUGGAUCAGGAAGCAAAGACGCUGGGACUUUAAACCAUGGCUCAAAACCUUUGCCUCCCAACCCAGAAGAAAAGAAAAGGAAGGACCGAUUUUACCGAUCUAUUUUACCAGGAGAUAAAACCAAUAAAAAGAAAGAGAAAGAGCGGCCAGAGAUCUCCCUCCCUUCAGACUUUGAACACACAAUUCAUGUGGGGUUUGAUGCAGUCACAGGAGAAUUCACAGGAAUGCCGGAACAAUGGGCACGUUUACUACAGACUUCCAACAUCACCAAGUCGGAGCAGAAGAAGAACCCCCAGGCAGUGCUGGACGUGUUGGAGUUUUACAACUCCAAGAAGAUCUCAAACAGCCAGAAGUACAUGAGUUUCACAGAUAAAUCGACAGAGGAUUACAAUUCAUCAAAUACAUUGAAUGUGAAGGCUGUCUCUGAGACUCCUGCAGUGCCCUCAAUGUCUGAAGAUGAAGAUGAUGAUGAUGAUGCAGCUCCACCCCCUGUGAUAGCUCCACGACCUGAACACACAAAAUCUAUAUACACCCGCUCUGUGAUAGACCCCAUUCCUCCUCCUACCAGAGAUGUGGCGACUUCUCCUAUUUCUUCUCCCUCGGAAAACAGCACAACAGUGCCUGACAUGCUGGUCACGAACACAGAGAAACAAAAGAAAAAGCCAAAAAUGUCAGAUGAAGAGAUCUUGGAAAAAAUAAAAAGUAUUGUGAGUGUGGGAGAUCCAAAAAAGAAGUACACGUGUUUUGAGAAGAUCGGACAAGGAGCAUCAGGUACAGUUUACACAGCAAUGGAUGUAGCUACAGGACAGGAGGUUGCAAUCAAACAGAUGAAUUUGCAGCAGCAGCCCAAAAAAGAACUGAUUAUUAAUGAAAUCCUUGUGAUGAGGGAAAACAAAAACCCCAACAUUGUCAACUACUUGGACAGUUACCUUGUAGGAGAAGAGCUCUGGGUGGUCAUGGAGUACUUGGCGGGAGGCUCCCUGACAGAUGUUGUGACAGAGACCUGCAUGGACGAAGGGCAGAUCGCAGCUGUGUGCCGAGAGUGUCUCCAAGCUCUGGAAUUCCUCCAUUCAAACCAAGUUAUUCACAGAGACAUCAAGAGUGACAACAUCCUGCUGGGAAUGGAUGGCUCUGUCAAACUAACUGACUUUGGCUUCUGUGCCCAGAUCACUCCUGAGCAGAGCAAACGCAGCACCAUGGUGGGGACCCCAUACUGGAUGGCACCUGAAGUGGUGACACGGAAAGCGUAUGGGCCCAAAGUGGAUAUCUGGUCGCUGGGGAUCAUGGCCAUCGAGAUGAUCGAAGGAGAACCCCCCUACCUCAAUGAGAACCCCUUGAGAGCCCUCUAUCUUAUUGCUACUAACGGGACUCCAGAACUGCAGAAUCCAGAAAAGCUUUCACCCAUAUUCCGAGACUUCUUAAAUCGCUGUCUUGAAAUGGACGUGGAAAAGAGAGGUUCUGCAAAAGAGCUGCUACAGCACCAGUUCCUGAAAAUUGCAAAGCCUCUAUCUAGUCUCACUCCUCUGAUUGCUGCAGCUAAAGAAGCAGCCAAGAACAACCAUUGAAGUGGUAGAGUCAACACAGUCGUCGUGUCAAGACUUUCAGAUAUUUCAGAGACUGAAUUACCUGCCCCCCUCCCUUUCUGCUCCUUCUUCACAGGGGUGUUGUUAAAACUUUGAUCUGCCCUGGAGGAUGGCAGAGGUAUUGUUCACUGAACAUGGAAGGGCGCUCAACAGGGACAUUGCUGAUCUUACAUAGUGAACUGUCUUCCCAUCCUUGUGGUGGGGGUGCGAGGGGAAGAGUAUUUUGUAUGGUUGAGAAGAUCUUUCUGAGAACAUCUGAACCUGACCUACACCUAGCAAAGCCAGUUUGUUUCCGUAUUUCUUACUGUGUUUAUUUUUAAAAACGAUGUGGAGCCUUAGACCAUAUUUAUCUUAAUAAAUUAAAUAAUUUGCUGGCUGGAC